GACGGAACACUUUCUUUGGCAAGAUGGCGGCGGGGAGCAGCGGUGGCGGCGGCGGGGACCGCUCGAAAAGCGAGGCCGAUUCCGGCUUUCUGGGGCUUCGGCCCACUUCGGUGGACCCGGCGCUGAGGCGGCGACGGCGGGGCCCAAGAAAUAAGAAGCGGGGCUGGCGGCGCCUCGCUCAGGAGCCGCUGGGGCUGGAGGUGGAUCAGUACUUGGAGGACGUGCGGCUGCAGGAGCGCACGAGCGGUGGCUUGGUAUCAGAGGCCCCGAAUGACAAACUCUUCUUCGUGGACACAGGCUCCAAGAAAAAAGGGCUGAACAAGAAGAGGACCAAAGGCCGGAAGAGGUCACUGCUUCUCAAGAAACCCCUUCGGGUUGACCUCAUCCUAGAAAAUACAUCCAAAAUCCCUGUCCCCAAAGACGUCCUCGCCCACCAGGUCCCCAAUGCCAAGAAGCUCAGGCGGAAGAAGCAGCUAUGGGAGAGGUUGGCAAAGCAGGGCGAGCUGCCCCGGGAGGUGCGCCGGGCACAGGUCCGGCUCCUCAACCCUCCCCCACCCAAAGCCAAGCCUACACCCCAGGACACCAUCGAGCGGCCCUUCUAUGACCUCUGGGCCAAAGACAACCCUCUGGACCGGCCCUUGGCUGGCCAGGACAGCUUUUUCCUGGAGCAGACCAAGAAGAAGGGCGUGAAGCGGCCACUGCAUCUCCACACUAAGCCCUCCCAGGUGCCAGCCGUGGAGGUGACACCCGCUGGAGCCUCCUACAAUCCGUCCUUUGAGGACCACCAGACCCUGCUCCGCGCAGCCCACGAGGUGGAGCUGCAGAGGCAGAAGGAGGCCGGGAGGCUGGAGCGGCAGCUGGCCCUGCCUCCGGUGGAGCAAGCCGCCACCCAGGAGUCUGCCUUCCGGGAGCAGUGCCAGGGGCUGCUGGAGGAGUCCGAUGUGGAGGAGGAGCCGGGCGAGGGCCAGGACGAGGGGCUCGAGGCUGGGGGAGCCGAGGCUUCUCCCACGCCUGUGCGCCUGGCCACCGUGGAGAAGAAGACGGAGCAGCAGCGACGGCGGGAAAAGGCCGCCAGGACGCUGCGGGUACAGCAGGCUGCAGUGCGGGCCGCCCGGCUCCAGCACCAGGAGCUCUUCAGGCUGCGAGGGAUCAAGGCCCAGGUGGCGCAGCGGCUGACAGAGCUGGCACAGCGGCGAGAGCGGCGGCAGGCGCGGCGGCUGGCCGAGGCAGACAAGCCCCGCAGGCUGGGGCGGCUCAAGUAUCAGGCCCCCGACAUUGACGUGCAGCUGAGCUCGGAGCUGUCCGACUCACUCAGGACCCUGAAGCCUGAAGGCAACAUCCUUCGAGACCGUUUCAAGAGCUUCCAGAGGAGAAAUAUGAUUGAGCCUCGGGAGAGAGCCAAAUUCAAGCGCAAGUACAAAGUGAAGCUUGUGGAGAAGCGGGUCUUCCGUGAGAUCCAGUUAUAGCCACUGUGGGACAGCGGAAUCCCCAGCCUUCAAUAAAGCACCUUUUAACCAACA
This is a messenger RNA of Manis pentadactyla (Chinese pangolin), 1520 nucleotides long. It is a transcript of the gene NOP53, whose product is annotated as NOP53 ribosome biogenesis factor. The record is from RefSeq and is a predicted model, not a curated record. The coding region runs from base 24 to 1466 and encodes 480 amino acids. Gene Ontology annotation, molecular function: 5S rRNA binding. Gene Ontology annotation, biological process: ribosomal large subunit assembly; rRNA processing. Gene Ontology annotation, cellular component: nucleolus. NCBI's taxonomy places the organism in Eukaryota, Metazoa, Chordata, Mammalia, Pholidota, Manidae. The transcript has 13 exons.